Messenger RNA from Alligator sinensis (Chinese alligator), 2846 nucleotides. RefSeq names its product pre-mRNA processing factor 4 (gene PRPF4). The record is from RefSeq and is a predicted model, not a curated record. Gene Ontology annotation, biological process: mRNA splicing, via spliceosome. The transcript is spliced from 14 exons. Gene Ontology annotation, cellular component: U4/U6 x U5 tri-snRNP complex. Bases 24 to 1679 code for a protein of 551 amino acids. NCBI's taxonomy places the organism in Eukaryota, Metazoa, Chordata, Crocodylia, Alligatoridae. Gene Ontology annotation, molecular function: U4 snRNA binding; protein binding; U6 snRNA binding.
ACUUCCGGCCGGCACCUCCCGGCAUGCCCCGCGCGGCAACCCGGAACCAGUUGGGUGAAGACAGCCCCGUAUUGCGGAGAGUCCCUGCAGCGGCCGGUGUUGCCGUCACCAUGGCGUCCGCGCGGGGCCCUGCGGUGCGGGCAACAAAAACCAAGAUCUCAGACGAGAGUGAUGCUCCCCCAGUCAAGAGACCUCAUAUCUUCUAUGGAAGUUUGGAGGAGAAGGAAAGGGAGCGUAUUGCCAAAGGGGAGCUGGGGCUGCUAGGAAAAGAUGGGAUGAAAGCUGCAAUUCAGGCUGGCAACAUUAACAUUAGCAGUGGUGAGGUCUUCGAUCUUGAAGACCAUAUGAGUGAGCGCCAGGCAGAAGUGUUGGCUGAAUUUGAGCGCAGGAAGCGUGCUAGGCAAAUCAAUGUUUCCACCGAUGACUCUGAAGUCAAGGCCUGCUUACGAGCUCUUGGGGAGCCCAUCACACUCUUUGGAGAAGGGCCUGCAGAAAGAAGAGAAAGAUUGAGAAAUAUCCUCUCAGUGGUUGGCACUGAUGCCUUAAAAAAAACGAAGAAAGAUGACGACAAGUCUAAGAAAGCCAAAGAAGAGUAUCAGCAAACCUGGUACCAUGAAGGGCCAAGCAGUCUGAAAACAGCUAGAUUGUGGAUCGCCAACUACUCACUCCCCAGGGCAGUGAAGCGGUUGGAAGAAGCCCGACUGCUCAAAGAAAUUCCCGAGGCUACGAGGACAUCCCAGAGGCAAGAACUGCACAAGUCCCUAAGGUCAUUGAAUAAUUUCUGCAGUCAGAUUGGAGAUGAUCGCCCCAUCUCUUACUGCCAUUUCAGUCCCAAUUCCAAACUCCUGGCUACUGCUUGUUGGAGUGGGCUGUGCAAACUCUGGUCUGUGCCUGACUGCAGUCUCGUUCACACUUUACGAGGGCACAACACCAAUGUGGGAGCAAUUGUAUUCCAUCCCAAAGCUACUGUCUCCUUGGACAAGAAGGAUGUCAACUUGGCCUCAUGUGCAGCUGAUGGUUCUGUCAAACUCUGGAGCCUUGAAAGCGAUGAGCCGGUGGCAGAUAUUGAAGGUCACACCAUGAGAGUGGCACGAGUGAUGUGGCAUCCCUCUGGGAGGUUCCUGGGCACCACUUGCUAUGAUCACUCCUGGCGCCUGUGGGACCUGGAAGCUCAGGAAGAGAUUCUUCAUCAGGAAGGGCACAGUAAAGGGGUCUAUGACAUUGCUUUCCACAUGGAUGGAUCUCUCGCUGGGACUGGUGGCCUUGAUGCCUUUGGCCGGGUGUGGGACUUGCGCACCGGACGCUGUAUCAUGUUCUUGGAGGGUCACCUGAAAGAGAUCUAUGGGAUCAACUUCUCACCAAAUGGAUACCACAUAGCAACUGGCAGUGGAGACAACACUUGCAAGGUGUGGGACCUCCGCCAGAGGAAGUGCAUUUACACUAUACCUGCCCACCAGAACCUAGUGACAGGGGUGAAGUUUGAACCCAAUCAUGGGAACUUCCUGCUCACAGGCGCCUAUGAUAACACAGCAAAAAUCUGGACCCAUCCAGGCUGGUCCCCAUUGAAAACACUGGCUGGCCACGAAGGAAAAGUAAUGGGACUGGAUAUCUCCUUAGAUGGGCAGCUCAUGGCAACAUGCUCGUAUGAUAGGACCUUCAAGCUGUGGAUGGCGGAGUAGUCAGUUUAGAACUGCUCGUGAUCUCGGACAAGGACUGAGAAAAAGCAUCAGCCGCUGAACCAAAUAGAGUGGCUGGAGUCACUGGCUGGUAUUAGCUUUCAGGCUCUUUAGCCGGAUUAGAGCUGGGCUGUAUUCUCCUCCCUCGUCUAAGUUUAUUUUUGUAUUCUUCCCGUUGUUUCUGAGGUGAAUUCUGCUUCCCAUCUCUGUGAGCAUAAUGCAGUUUCUCCUCUCCUUGUUUAUAAAUGUUUGUAAAUACCCACAUUCCACUUCUGCUGCUGUGUUUUCUGAAGCCCGUUUCUUAGCAUCAUUCUGGCCCUCAGGCUCCUAGGAGCCAUUCCAGCAGUGGCAGCAGGUCUGGAAUGGUUUGGCAUUUUGGCAGUCAGCUUCUCGAGUCGUGCGAAAAUGGUCCUUCUACCUCAGAAAAUGAUACUGCUGAACAUGGAAGCCCAUGUUCCAUGUGCUACAGGUCAAUUUGAAAAGGUGGAGGAUCAUUUGUCUUCCCUAUACAGAGCUGAACUCAAACUAUCUACUGUCCCAGAUUCCAUUAGGACAGUGGUUCCCAACCUCAGGUCGCAACCCAAAUGAGGGUCGCAGGGGCAAUGCCACUGGCACCGCACACAAAAGACAAGCCACGCCACGUGCCGGGAAGCUCCCCCACCCCCAGGAUGCCACUGCCGCCACACUCCACUCCCAGCAGCGGGUUGUUGGGAACCACUGCAUAUGGGUAUUAAAACAAAUUAAAUGUAUCGUAUUCCCCUACCAUUUCUGUGUUUCUGCUAAGAGAGGAGUUGGUUUCAGUUUUGUUUCUAGUGUCACUUUAGCUCUUGCUUUUGAAAGGACUCUUACUUUUUGUUUAAGCAGGAACCAGGCACUAGCUCAGGGGUUCUCAACCUUUCUCUUCCUGAGGCCUCCCCUAGUAUGUUGUAAAAACUCCAUGGCCCAUUGGUGCCACAACAACUGCCUGCCUCCCCAGCCCUGCGCACAAGGCCCUGAGUGCAGUGGGCAGGGUUCAGUGGUGGGAAGCCUCGGUGCCCCACCCACCUGAGCAGUAGCAGCAUGGAGCCUUGCCCGCCCGCCUGCAAUGCUGCCCACAAGACAUUGGCUGCAGGGUAAGACCUGGGCCCACCCCUGCCCCUUCCUCUGUCUUGCCUCAGCCCCAGGGACCAA